UUACCCUCAAUCGCCUUCAUCCUCCCUCCCAUCACCCCGGCACCGUUUUUGGCGACCGGCCCUCUUAGAACCGGCACUGCUUGCCAUAGUAGCUCUUGUAGUGACUGUGUGUGGAUUUGUGGAUUGUGCAAGGUUGUUCAAGGAGUCACCACCGCCAGGGGCACCGGUCCAGCUGGAUGCUGUUUUACUCAUUUGGUUCGCUGGACAACUUGCGAUUGAUUUGUUGCUUUGUGUGCUGCUGUGUCGCUCGCUUGGCUCUAGACUGACUAGCGGCUCAUGGAUAGCCCGAGUCGUGCGUUUUAUGGGUGAAGCGGGCGGUACGCAACUCGUCGUUGUGUUCCUGGCACUUGUCUUGAUUGUUUCGUGGAGAGGCGGGAAACCGCCCUCGACGCUUACGAUGGUGGCGCCUGCACUGCUCCCUGUGAUUUAUGCGAAUACAGUGCUCUUACAUACCGCGUCUACGUAUCUUCGUCCCACGCUUGAGAUGUCGUCACCACGGACGCCAUCAAAGACCGUUCGGAGCAAGUUUGAGGAUAUUGAGAUGGGUUUGCGUGGGUCUAGUAAUCGUUCGCCGGCACAUGUCGAUCUUGCCGGCGCAGCUGCCGCUGCAGAGAGCGCGUAUUCAACAACUGUGGAUUCGACUGAUGGCGGCGCGACGCUGCGGGCGAAGGCAAUGGCGUAUGGUCGUGAGAAGGAGGCAGCAGCAGCAUCGGGUUCUGCUGCUCCUGCACACGUGCAUCUGGAACGCGAUACGAUCGGUGAAAGCUCGACUAGUAACCUUUUGAACAAUGCUGCUGGCGGGACUGCGAGUGCGAGUGCAAACGCAAGUGAGACCGCUAAGAUGAGGGCACCAUCAGUACGUAGUGGUGUGAGUACAGCAUUGUCCCUGGAGUUGCCAACUUUCAGACGCGGUCGUGCACGUUGGACAUCCGGCUACCCUGUGGAUGUUGAGAGUGGGAGCGAGGGGAGUGAUGAGUGGGACGAGGAGAUCGAGUUUGAUAGUGAGGAAGACGGAGGCGGAACGUGGGAUUAUGGGUUUGCGAACACGGAGAGGGAGAAGGAACGUGCGGCUGCAGCUACGAUGCUUGCAGGUGCAAAUAGUCUCAGCCCGAACGAUACAGGGACAAGGAUAGGUGUGCAAUGUGGUGGUAGGAAUCCAUGGCAGAACUUUACACGUCAGCCUGGUAAAAGAAAUUCGUACCCUGCCGGAGGAUCUUCUCGACCAUCUAGUUGGCGACGGACUGUGCAUCCACUUGCGACAUCUACGAAUGCAGGGGACGGAGAUGCAGAGGCAGAUGAGAAUGACGAUACAUUGUCGAUGCUGUCAUCAACAUCAGCGGGAAGACGAAGAAGAUAUUCGCACCAUCGUCCACCGAAACGUCCCCAAGGACCGUCGUUUAGCAAGCCGAAACCACUGCACCGACUUUUACCACGGGCGCCUCUACCUCCUCCCUUACCAAGUACGAGUUCCGCGAACGCCUCGACUGAUUCGGUCUACCUCACCGGUGGUGGAGGCGGAGGAUUAGGUUCACCCGCAGGUUCUGUGUUGGUCAUUGGACGAGGGAAUUUGAUGCGCGAACCGAGCAUUGCAGAACAGAGUAUAAAUGCUGCUGCGAGUGUUGCGGCGACCCGCGCGAGCACAGGGAGUAUGUGGAGCACGUUUAGCUAUACGUAUCCCCGGCCGUUUACCCUCCCGGACUUAGACGUGGACUUACAAGGAGGGCUGGGGAUAUCUACUGAAGGAAGCGGCGAUGGAGUUGUUGGGGGAAGUACAGGUGUAAAUGGGAGAGGAUCAGGUGAAGGGACAAGGACCGGGGAGUCCGAUUUGGGUGCAGCACUUGCAUUGAGUUCAUUAAGCGGCUCCGGUUCGGGAGUGGGAGACUCAAAUGCACCACAUCCGUAUUCUGCCGCCGCUGCAGGUGUUGGAGGGAGCAGUGCUGGGGUGGACACGCAGGAGGGUACAGCGAGAAGAAGGUGGAACGUCCAUCCGUUGAAGAGAAUUGCAGAUAUGGGGAGGUUGAGAUCUUGAUUUUCCUUGAGUCCCUUGAUUCGGGAGUGUUUUGGACUCUUCUUUUUGGUUCUGAGUCGAAUUGAUGGAGAUGGAGGCCUAGCGCUUGCAUGCAUUUCUUCACUCUCGUUUGAAUCUUGCCUUGAUCGUUUAACCAAAUUUUUUAAGCAUUUUUCAUCUUAUUUCCUUGCUUGUUCUCCAACUAACAACUCACAUUGUACACAUGCAUGCACGCCCACCUUUACUUUCUCGCCUGUCCUUUUACUGUCCUUUGUUUUUGUCACCAUGUUCUGUCUCAACUGGAGCCCUCUAACCGGUUAUUCUUCCUUUCGUCUUCAUCCUCCGCAAGUUCGGAACGCAAUUCGGCAUUCGACCAACGUUUUACAUUUUUCUCUUCUCCUAGGUUUUUUUGCCCCCGUAAGUCUUCGCGUAUAUAUACCUUCGUGCAGCCUCUUCCUUUUUGCAUUUUCUUCCGGUGAGGCUGCAUUCUUAAUCUCUUGCUUUCCAACUGAUCAAUCAUUACUUACCAUACGUUUCACAAUUCCUCACGCUCACGCACCCCCCAAUUAACGAAAAAUCCGUACUACUACAGCAAUGCUUGAUUUUGAUUUUCCUUUUCUCGCUUUCUUAUGAUUGGUGUAGUACUGGAUGUGUAGCUUUAUCUCCC
Molecule: messenger RNA, 2675 nt
Organism: Fomitiporia mediterranea MF3/22
Lineage: Eukaryota; Fungi; Basidiomycota; Agaricomycetes; Hymenochaetales; Hymenochaetaceae
Exons: 4
Coding region: 302-2029 (575 amino acids)
Source: RefSeq, a predicted model, not a curated record